Messenger RNA from Haemorhous mexicanus (house finch), 763 nucleotides. Its product is annotated as epidermal differentiation-specific protein-like. Gene Ontology annotation, molecular function: structural constituent of eye lens. Gene Ontology annotation, biological process: visual perception; lens development in camera-type eye. Bases 44 to 574 code for a protein of 176 amino acids. The record is from RefSeq and is a predicted model, not a curated record. Lineage: Eukaryota; Metazoa; Chordata; Aves; Passeriformes; Fringillidae. The transcript has a single exon.
CCAUCCAACAGCAGCAAAUCCAAACCUCAGAGGCCCUGCUGAGAUGGGAAAAAUCAUCGUUUAUGAGCAUAUCAACUUCCAGGGUAUGUCCAAAGAAUUCCACACCAACAUUGCCAACCUAAAAGAUGCAGAUUGGAAUGAUUGUAUCUCCUCAGUGAAAGUAAUUGGCCAUCCUUGGGUGGCUUAUCAGCAUGCAGACUAUAAGGGACACUUGCUGGUACUUGAGGAGGGAGAUCAUGACUUUGUUGGCAAAAAGAUGAAUGACAGGAUCAGCUCUCUGCAGGUGAUCACUGAAAAUCUGCACAACCCCCAGAUCACCCUCUAUGAGCACGCUGAUUAUCAAGGGAAGAGCAGAAUAAUAAGAGAAGCAACCAAUCUGGCCAGGGGACACGACAAUGACACCACAUCUUCCCACAAAGUCCAGAGAGGUGUCUGGCUGCUGUGUGAGCACAGCGAUGGAGGUGGAAAACAAUACCUUGCCAGAGAGCACGAGCACCUUCCAAAUUACAAGGCAAUCAAGUUCAAUGACAAGCUUUCCUUCCUGCGUCCCCUGCGCCCUGGCUGUGGCUGUUAGAAUGCAGAUCCUGCAGGGCUGAGGAAAGAUGCAGCGCCGGCAAGAAAUCUGAGACCUUGUUCUCCGCCUCUGCUUGCGUCACUUUUACCCCAGUGUCACAGAAUGUGAGAGCUCUCCUGCUCCACAAAUGGCUCUGCCAUUGUCUGUAAUCCAUUUUGUGUUGCUGCCAAUAAAGAAUCUUUUGCAAUC